CCCUCGAAUCCAACGGCCAAGAGCUUCGCUUCUCGAUCUUACUCGGUCCAUCAUUUAUAAACCCUCCUCACAAACUCACAUAGUAGCCCAAUACCACAAGCAACCACCUGUUUCUCUCCUCUCUCGUCGUCUCAAUCUCUAGAAGAAGCAUUUGCUCGGUAAGCAAUUUUUCCCAAAUAUUCAUCGGCUCCUUUUUACUUGCAAUUUUAGGGCUUGUGAUCGAGUUCCCUAACAUUUUGAUAUCAGAAGGAUAAUCAACUCCAAUGGCGUCAAGGAUGGCUGCAAGGUUUGUUACUCGGAGGCUGUCAAGCAGUGGAAAAGUGCUUAGCGAGGAGGAAAGAGCUGCAGAGACUGUUUAUAUUAAGAAAAUCGAGCAAGAGAAGCUGGCGAAGCUUGCGCGUAAAGGCCCUAAACCGGAAGAGAACCCAACUGCAAGCUCAGAGGGCUCGAUAUCUGAUGCCAAACCAAGUGGCUCUACCUCUGGAGAAUCAACUGCCAAGGUAUCCACUGACAAGUACCGGAAUUAUGCAGUUGUAGCAGGUGUUAUAACUAUUGGUGCUGCUGCAGGUUGGUAUCUCAAAUCUAGUGGAAAGAAACAAGAAGUGCAGGACUGAGAUUAGUGUGCUUUGGUAUGAACAAUUGAAGCAUCAAUUGUCAUAACACUUUCUGGUUAGCAUAGAAAUAAAUCAAACUACGAACCGUCUUUGUUUCUGGCGGAUAUGUGCUGUGUUGAGUUUUUGUUAUAACCUUUUCUGUUUUGGGAAAUAUAUACAUAAUGGAAGGUAUUCUGCAGCUUUCAAUUUUCUA
Molecule: messenger RNA, 807 nt
Organism: Prunus avium (sweet cherry)
Lineage: Eukaryota; Viridiplantae; Streptophyta; Magnoliopsida; Rosales; Rosaceae
Product: copper ion binding protein
Cellular component (GO): respiratory chain complex I
Source: RefSeq, a predicted model, not a curated record